AUGGACAUCCUGACGCUGCAGUUCGGCCAUUUUGCCAACCAUGUCGGGGCGCAUUUCUGGAACUUCCAGGACGAGAUUGCCGGAAUACAGGACCAGAAGGUUGACGAGCUGGCGGAAGACCCGCCCGUGGACUUCGAGCGGCAGUACCGCAGGGUGGAUAUCGGCCGAGAUGGCUCCACGUCCUGGCAGCCGCGGCUGAUAGCUGUGGACCUGAAGGGCGCCAUGGGCGCGUGGGGCGGGGGCGUCGACGAGGUGCAGGAGGAUCCCAACCAGCUGAUGAGCAACCUGCUCUGGGAGUACGGGGCGGAAGAGUUCCGAGCGGAUCCCCUGGAAAGCCACCCGUUCCAGCAGGACCUUCUGCUGGAAGAGCAGCACGGGGCUGGCGUUGGUGACCAGGAGGGCGACGAGAUGGUGGCAGACGCCGACGCUGAGGAAAACGCCAGCGAGGCUUGCGAGGAUGCUCCAGUUGUCGAGACGGCUCGAACUGCUGCAAAGUACGACUUCAGGAACACUGUGAAGACAUGGACCGAUUACCUCAAGGUUGUGCUUCCCGCCUCUAGCAUUCGAGAGUUGCAGGGUCUGCACCACGGAGUUGCCCCUUUCGUCACGUACUUCGACGGGAAGGCAAUCAAGGGGUAUGAGGACGAAGCUGUCAUCGAUCUGGUGCGCCGGCAGCUCGAGUCAUGCGACCGUCUGGAUUCUGUGCACACCCUCGUUGAUGCACACAAUGGCUUCGGUGGCGUGGCGAACCUGGUGCACAGCUGGCUACAGGAGGAACAGCCCAAGUGUGGCAGGCUUGUGGUGGCGGUGCAGCCCGAAGCCACCGAGGAGCCGCCAGAGGCCACGCUCGACCACUCCACGGUGACCAGCCGGGCGCUCGGCUCAGACGCGGAGGCCUGCACCUGGGUGAGCUGGGAGACCCCGCCGCCUUUUGGGCCGACCGAUCUGAGCCCGUGGGCCCCGAUGGGGCUGGGCUUUGGAGCCGGCUGGGGCCUGAG
Molecule: messenger RNA, 998 nt
Organism: Prorocentrum cordatum
Lineage: Eukaryota; Dinophyceae; Prorocentrales; Prorocentraceae
Source: the annotation of a GenBank genome assembly